CUAUUCGAAUUCUCUGAACUCAAGUCUAUAGUACAGAAGGGAGCCUGGAACUUCUGGCAAGUUAAGUGGACAUCAAUUUGUGGCCAAUUUGCCCUGGGAACAAUCAAACCAUCAGUGCGACCAUGGUCUCUUCGCAAGCUACAGACUCGUCAAAAUGAGACACUCUUUGCAAGACUCCUCCUUGGCACAGCUCCGCUGAACAAGGCCCUCUACCAAAUCCGCCAAGCCCCCUCUCCACUGUGCCCCUCAUGCAACACCCCAGAAACCUCGCAUCAUUAUCUCAUCUCUUGCACGGAGUUUGAAGAAACCCGUGCGCAACUGCGUCGCCAAGUAAACUCGCAUGGAGUUCUUACACUCAGCACUGCUUCACUGCUGGGAGGAGACACCUCCAACUGCCCUGCCUGGCUGCACAUCUGCAAAGCUGUUGAAGAAUUCAUCGGCAAAACUCAUCGAUUCCAGCCCUGAGACUUAAUAAAUAAGCAGAUUACGGAAAGAAUCGCCUCUGGUGGAACACGCCGUCAACUAAUAGAAGAUCAAGAUCAUCAUUUUCCUUUUACUUUGGCCUGCACUCUGCAGAAGCUCUCAGGCCCAAUGGGCAUCCUUGCGGUUGUCCUGUGGCUUCAAGUCCACCUAGCAUGGACACCCAGAAAAGAAGAAGAAGAAGACUUUGGCCUGUGAAGAAUUGCUAUUCAAUAUUCAUCUACUAGUACUAGUAGGUCUCAGGUGAUACAUAUUGCGUAAACCUAAUCAAAAUGGAAGCCGUAAAUGAAGAUGCUGAAGCUCAUUCUGCAAAUGAAGAUGUCAAUGAUUCUGUGAGCAAUGUACCUCCAACAAACGAAAGCCAUGCACUUCAGCCAGAGUAUGGCUGUAACUGGACAGAUAUCACAACUGAGUUCUUUGAAGCUAGUAAAGAGCUUGACCUUGGCGAGCUUCUCCAUGAUGAACUCUUUGGACUUUUUGAAGCAAUGAGUGCAAUAGAAAUGAUGGACCCCAAGAUGGAUGCUGGCAUGAUGUGCAACAGAGGGGCUAGAGUGCUGACUUUUGACAAGGCAAUCAAGGCCGGGGUGCUGAAACUGAAUAAUCUAAGCAUGGAGGAACUAGUCGGCAUAAUGGACUGUAUAUUUGGGUGCCUGGUGACGUGGCUGGAGGGGCACUCAGCAGCACAAACACUUCUUACAUGUCUGUAUCUGCACAAGCCUCUCACCAUCGAGGACCGGGCUUUGAGGGCCUUCUCGGUGCUCACGCUCAAGUUGGUGGCACUCAUCAACAACAUUGUAAACAUAGCUGGAGUGUAUGAGGAAGAAGACUUCCAGCCUGGUCUGUAUGGGUAUGGAGUCUGCGCUGAGGUGCCUGAGGCUCGGGCAGCGGCAGCUGUGCGUGAAGUGGAGGAGGAACUGCAGCGCGUCGUGAAGAGCUCUAGGAGCCGCCAGGGGGAGGCUUGGGAGCCCCUUAUGCAGAAGCAGCACGAGGAUGCUGUGGCGCUGUUCUCGCGGGUGCGUUUCCUGCGGCUGCUGUACGCGGCGCUGGCGGCAAUAAUGCGCAGGGAUCAGGUCUCCAUGCAGGAGGCGGAGCGUUGCUUGGCCUCAUGCACGGAACUCGUCUGUAUCAUGCAGAACACAGUCGGCAGAGGCCUCAGGCCCAGGGCCCACAAGGAGGAUGACCCCAACAAAGGGGACUACGGACUAGCGCUGGGAUUCGAGCCUCUGGUGAACCAGCGCCUGCUGCCCCCCACCUUCCCUCGCUACACGCGCCUUCGCACUCGUAGGGAGGCUCUGCAGUAUCUUGACGACCUCGUCACCCGCAUCAGGCAGUGUGGCAAAGUCACCCACACCCGCACCUUUAUGCAGGCCUUGGAGUUCCUGGAGAAGUUCAGCGAGCUGGAGCCGUGCGUGCUGUCUCGCAGCAUCGCGCAGGUGCUGUACCUGGGCACCGGCGGGGGAGGAGGGAACACAGGUGGGGGUGAGGAGGACAACAAGCUGUGGGGAGGACAGACGAUGGCCGAGACGCUCAGGGAGGCGGCCAAGCAGUUCAUUUGUCCACCUGCCCUCAUGCCGAAGGCGCCCGUAAUGUCCAACCCCCAGGCAAAGGCGUACGUGGACAACUUCUUUACGCAAUGCGUGCGGCCGUUUGAGCAGCUGUUGCAGAUGAGCGGCCACAACCGCGCCAGACAGCGCGACAAAGUCACAGAACUUCUGAGGGAAUUUGCCUUGCUACAGGACGAGGCAGACGAGGUGGACGCUUACCUGCACAACGUGCUGCUGAAAAGCGAGCACCCUCGUCCCCACCUGGCCUACCUCGGCACGUGGGUGCUGCACCACACGCUGCGCCUCAUGCUCCACUACCUCCUCACGGGCUUCUCGCUGCACCUCUACGCACCACAUACUAAUACCUAUGUCCCCAGGUACCUGUACGAGUUCGUGUUCGUGUGGCUGGUGUCGGCGCUGUCGCGGGCGGACGCGCUGCUCCCCGAGCUCGACAACGCUGACGCGGCGGCGCGCCUAAGGACCGCCCGCCCUCCGCGACACAAGCCCAGGAAAACCAGGAAGCCCAGCCGCCCCUACGCCAACGAGAUCACCUUCUAUCAGGCCCAGCAGCACCUCUGCGGGGGUUAUUACAAGGUGAUGGUGAAUAUUUCCGAUUAUGGAGCAUCUCCCUUUAGAUAAAGAUCUCUCAUCACUAAAUCAUUUUAUUUUCACUUAUUACACCACCGCUUCGCACCAUUCAAGGUGGUGGUAACACCACCGCCAGUGUCCUACCACACCUUCACCACCAUGACUGACCUAUCCAAUUUUCCACAGCCCGUGUCGCCGUCAUCGCUGUACCACGACGCCAGGAACCACUUCUUUAAAGCCAAGACCUUGCUGGAGACCAUCCCCAACCCCAGCUCUGAGAUGCAGGCGCUGCUCAAGAUCGUCAAGACAAACUUCGUGGUGAUGAAGCUACUCGAGGGAGGCCACAAGAACGACGACCCAACCCCACCCAAAUUUGACUUCACCUACCACCCUUGCUUCCCCAUCAUCAGGGUGUAGCUUAUCCGUCAUCUAAGUGUAGCUUCAUCAUUACCAAGGUGAAGGUGCCAGCCCUGCUUUCAAUCGAACAGCUGAAGCUUCCCUAUCAUCAAAGUGGAGGCGCCAAUCCUUCUUCACCAUCAGGAUGCAGGUGCCAGGUCUUUCUUCUCACCACCAGGGUGCAGGCGCCACCCCUUCCUCCCCAACACCAGGGUGCAGGCGCCAAUGCUCCCCCACCAUCAGGAUGAAGGCAUCACCCCUUCCUCCCCUACCCCAGGGUGUCAGUGUCAUUGCUCCCAACAACCAGGCUGCAGGCGUCGCCAUUACCCCCACCAUAAGGAUGUGGUGGCAGUUCUAGUCCAUGUACAGCGCUCCUGUUGACUUCGUAAGAUAUUCGAUAAAAGUAAAAUACGA
Hyalella azteca is the source of this 3422-nucleotide messenger RNA. RefSeq names its product N-alpha-acetyltransferase 35, NatC auxiliary subunit (gene Naa35). Gene Ontology annotation, cellular component: NatC complex. Gene Ontology annotation, biological process: N-terminal peptidyl-methionine acetylation. Lineage: Eukaryota; Metazoa; Arthropoda; Malacostraca; Amphipoda; Hyalellidae. The transcript has 14 exons. The record is from RefSeq and is a predicted model, not a curated record.